AUCCAAUAGGUGAGGGCGGCGUCUCUCGGGCGCGGAUUCAAACGGUGGGCGCGGUGCGCGCGGCUGUCUGUUUCCGUGGAGACGGCGAGGCCCGGCCGCGUCCAUGGAGCCGCAGCUCGUCGGCCCCGGGCCCUACCGCGCCACCCGCCUGUGGAAUGAGAUAAUAGAACAUUUUCGUGCUGGGAUGCCUUUACGGAAACAUCGGUGUCGCUUCAAAAGCUACGAGCAUUGCUUCAAAGCCUCGGAGGCAGUGGACUGUUUACAUGAACUGCUUGGCUCUAAUCAGAAUUUUGGCCCAGAAGUGACUCGCAAUCAAACGGUUAAACUGCUUAAAAAAUUCCUGAAAAAUCACGUUAUUGAGGAUAUUAAAGGAAGAUGGGGCAAAGAGGACUUUCAAGAUGAUGGCCAUUUAUAUAGAUUUCCUCCUUCCUCACCACUGAAGUCAUAUCCAAAGAAACCUUCAUGUGGAAAUCAAGUAAUUAAAUUUCCAGACUGGAAUGAAGCAAAGGCUGGUGUUUCUCAAGACCACAUCCUAGUGAAAACAGUUGCAAUGAAUUCUGAGAUGUGGUAUAAGAGACAUAGUAUAGCUAUAGGGGAAGUACCAGCCUGCAAGCUUGUGUUCCGCAGAGAGCUAACACAAGCAAAUAUAGAGGAGAUAUGGAAAUCUCAGACUUUGUCACAAUUACAAAAGGUCUUGGGUUUGGAUUCCCUGAAUGAAGUGUUAGACAUAAAAAUUGUGAAUUCAAAGCAUAUACUCCAAAAUGUGUACAAUGUCAAUAAGCAAGGCAUUGUCAUUUUAGAAGACAAAUCAAAAGAACUACCUCACUGGAUAUUAUCAGCAAUGAAAUGUCUAGCAAAUUGGCCCAGCUGCUCAGACUUGAAGCAGCCUACAUACUCAGGCUUUGAAAGAGAUGUCUUCAAAACUAUAGUGGACUACUUUGGCCAGAUGAAAGAACCUCUUCUCACAUUUAAUUUUUUUGAUGUUUUUGUUAGUGUGUUAGGUCUGCUGCAAAAACACAGCAAGGCCAUAGAAGCUCUUCAGAUAUCUUGUCUGUUGCUGCCACCAGAAAAUCGGAAAAGACUACAGCUGUUGGUGAGGAUGAUGGCUAGAAUCAGCUUAAACAAGGAUUUAUCACCUCUUUCUGAAUCAGUGAGGACCAGAACCUUGAUGGUUCAGGCAUUUUCUCAUUGUAUCCUCUGCUCAAAGGAUGAAAUGGACUUGGAUGAACUGCUUGCUGCUAAACUAGUAUCUUUUCUCAUGGACAAUUAUCAAGAGAUCUUAAGUGUUCCCACCACCUUAAAAUCUUCUAUAGAGGAGCAUGUUCUAAAUCUCCAGAGAGUCCAAAUAAAAUAUGCUGGAGCUGAUACUGAUGCAACAUUUCCUCAAUCAUUUUGCCACCAAAUCAGUACAGAUGAAUUUGAAUAUCAAAGAGCAACUGGCUCUCAAGAACCACUGGCAGCUUUAUUGGAAGAAAUUGCAAUGAAUAAAGAAAUAUCUGUGAAAGAUAAGAAGAAGAAGCUUAAGCAAUUUCAGAAAUCUUACCCUGAAGUGUAUAGAGUACGAUUUCCCACGCCUGAAACUGAAGCGGUGCUAUUUCCAGAAAAAACGAAACAGAAGCCACCAAUACUGAGGUGGGCCUUAAAAAAGCCCUUUCAACCAUUUCACCGAACCAGAAGUUUUCGGAUGUAAAAGGUUUGAAACAGAUCAAUAGAUUGAGUCAGAACGUAUUAUCAAUGGAUCUUAUGCCAAAGGAGCCUGAGAACCAUGUAGUUACUGAAAAAAAACAUUGGGGAUACUUUUGAGAUGGUAGAAAUGGUCGAAAGAAGAGGAAAGUAUUGAGGUGGUAGAAAUGUGAACCUUUGCAGUACUUUUGUAAAUAAUUUUUUUAAAAUGUCAGUUAUUUAAAAAAACAAAAAUUCAAGGGGAUUAAUCUACGGUCAUGAUAAGGUCUAAAUGUACUUGUGUAAUGUGUUGUUGGCAACUAAUAAACAGCCUCCUUUGUUUUGUUUCCCCUGAAAAUUAGUUUCUUGCACAGACUAGCCUCUGUUCACAUGUAACUUGAGGAAUUAAUUUGCUUGAGUAAGUAUGAAACACUGGAUUUUGUUUUGUUGUACACCUUAGCGUUCUUUACAGUUUUUCAAAAUAAAAAUCUUACAUAAAAACUCAUUCCUAAUUUUUGAUUCAUAUGCUUCAUUACAGCUUGAGCCAAUCACUAUUAAAAUUCCAUUCACUUCUGAAGUGCUGACCUACCCUUUUAAAACCCUGUCUUUACCCAUGUGCUUCUAAUAAAUAUUGUCAUAUGAAAUUGGAUGCUUGACAAUACAACAGAUUUUAUUGGAAAAAUCUGAAGCCUUGGAUUUUUUUUCUGGAAAUGGAGUUUAAAUAUUGAAUUGAGUUUGAAGCACAUGUGCCUUUAUUAAUUUUGUUUUGCAUUAUGAAAUCCACUGUACCUAUAAUUUGACUGUGCAUCUCAUGUGAUUGCCAGCACUUUUGAACUCUUAAAGCAUUAUCAUUUUCC
Molecule: messenger RNA, 2519 nt
Organism: Pezoporus occidentalis (night parrot)
Lineage: Eukaryota; Metazoa; Chordata; Aves; Psittaciformes; Psittacidae
Gene: DEPDC1B
Product: DEP domain containing 1B
Exons: 11
Coding region: 104-1690 (528 amino acids)
Biological process (GO): positive regulation of Wnt signaling pathway; intracellular signal transduction
Source: RefSeq, a predicted model, not a curated record